Messenger RNA from Callithrix jacchus (white-tufted-ear marmoset), 3267 nucleotides. NCBI's taxonomy places the organism in Eukaryota, Metazoa, Chordata, Mammalia, Primates, Cebidae. The record is from RefSeq and is a predicted model, not a curated record.
CGAGUCCUUUCGAUUAACUUGCCAAGCCCAGAGGAGAGAUCCCGGGAGAGGGAGGGUCCCGUUCAGACGCGCAAACCCCAGGACUCCGGAAGAGCCCUUUAAUGCAGCUACUUGGGGGACCGCACGUCUCACCUCUUCCAAGUUUGCGGCGGAGAGAAUAAAGCAGAGACAGGAAGAGGAGGUGGAGUUCUACAGUUAGUGCGGUUUUAGUUUCUCCUAAGAAGUGGCGUGGUUUGGGUCUUUAUAUACGGCUCUGCAGGAGGCCAGGGGGGCCCACUCCGCCUAUCGCUCCCCGCGGCUACGCUGCCACUUCAAUGCCCCGCAGGUCGCGAGCUCCUGUUCUCUCGAAGGCGUCGGAGAACCAGGGGCGCCCCGCGCCACCUCUGACUCGGAGCAGCGCCGAGCACUGACGCUCGAUCCCUUGGGCACGGUCGCCAGUGCGCCCGCGCGCGUCCCUCUGCGCGGCAGCCAGUCGCUGGCCCUCAAGGGGAAGCCCAGGCCAGGAUGGCCCCGGGCCGGGCGGUGGCCGGGCUCCUGCUGCUGGCGGCCGCCGGCCUCGGAGGAGUGGCGGAGGAGCCGGGACUCUCCUUCAGCGAGGAUGUGCUGAGCGUGUUCGGCGCGAAUCGGAGCCUGUCGGCGGUGCAGCUACAGCACCUGCUGGAGCAGAUGGGAGCCGCCUCCCGCGUGGGCGCCCCGGAGCCUGGCCAGCUGCACUUCAACCAGUGUUUAUCUGCUGAAGAGAUCUUUUCCCUUCACGGCUUUUCAAAUGCUACCCAAUUAACCAGCUCCAACUUCUCUGUCAUCUGUCCAGCAGUCUUACAGCAAUUGAACUUUCACCCAUGUGAGGAUCGGCCCACACACAAAACAAGACCGAGUCAUUCAGAAGUUUGGGGAUAUGGAUUCCUGUCAGUGACAAUUAUUAAUCUGGCAUCUCUCCUCGGAUUGAUUUUGACUCCACUGAUAAAGAAAUCUUACUUCCCAAAGAUUUUGACCUUUUUUGUGGGGCUAGCUAUUGGGACUCUUUUUUCAAAUGCAAUUUUCCAACUUAUUCCAGAGGCAUUUGGAUUUAAUCCCAAAGUCGACAAUUAUGUUGAGAAGGCAGUUGCUGUGUUUGGUGGAUUUUACCUACUUUUCUUUUUUGAAAGAGUGCUUAAGAUGUUAUUAAAGACAUAUGGUCAGAAUGGUCAUACCCACUUUGGGAAUGAUAGCUUUGGUCCUCAAGAAAAAACACAUCAACCUAAAGCAUUACCUGCCAUCAAUGGUGUAACGUGCUAUGCAAAUCCUGCUGUCACAGAAGCUAAUGGACAUAUCCAUUUUGAUAAUGUCAGUGUGGUAUCUCUACAGGAUGGAAAAAAAGAGCCAAGUUCAUGUACCUGUUUGAAGGGGCCAAAACUGUCAGAAAUAGGGACGAUUGCCUGGAUGAUAACGCUCAGUGAUGCCCUCCACAAUUUCAUCGAUGGCCUGGCGAUUGGGGCUUCCUGCACCUUGUCUCUCCUUCAGGGACUCAGUACUUCCAUAGCAAUCCUAUGUGAGGAGUUUCCACACGAGUUAGGAGACUUUGUGAUCCUACUCAAUGCAGGGAUGAGCACUCGACAAGCCUUGUUAUUCAACUUCCUUUCUGCAUGUUCCUGCUAUGUUGGACUAGCUUUUGGCAUUUUGGUGGGCAAUAAUUUUGCUCCAAAUAUUAUAUUUGCACUUGCUGGAGGCAUGUUCCUCUAUAUUUCUCUGGCAGACAUGUUUCCAGAGAUGAAUGAUAUGCUGAGAGAAAAGGUAACUGGAAGAAAAACCGAUUUCACCUUCUUCAUGAUUCAGAAUGCUGGAAUGUUAACUGGAUUCACAGCCAUUCUGCUCAUUACCUUGUAUGCAGGAGAAAUCGAAUUGGAGUAAUAGAAAAUGGAAGAUGGUGUUGUUAAUAAAGGCAUUUAACAGAUCAAAACAUCUCCAAAAGGAUUUUGAAUCUGAUCCUAGUUAGUUAAGAUAAUUUUGCUUUCAACUGUAGGUCAAGAAAACUAAUUAUUGGCUUCAGUCUGUGAAAUAGUCCAUUAUUUGUUGUUAAAAAUGCUUCAAAAGUUUUUCAGUGUCAGUCUGAGAUGCCUGGUAUAUAGGAGUCGUUGGGAAAUACUUAUUUUUCAGUAUUUCAUGCAUACUGGAUAUCAUCGUGAAGCAAGAGACACACAUUUCAUAAUCAUGUAGACACUCAGGCAAAAAUACAAGGUAUGUCCUGAAAGCCUUUAAAACUGUAUGGUAGGAUCAAAGAUUCAAGUGGUUUCAGAGUGGUUUUAUUUCCAUUAAUUUGUUCUAGUGCUUUCAAGAGCAAGUACAUCAAAAUGUAGAAUGUAAAAUGUAUGCAACACUAAUAUAAAUGAAUGCAAGUCUUUAAGGAGCCAAAGAAAAAAAUAUUUCUCACAGCUUUUUGUUCUGUUUUGUAUUUCAAUUAGGAAUUCAUAGGAUUAUUUUGAAAACUAUUCUAAAAUAAUAGGAGUUAGUAAUUUAAUAAAGUUUUGCUAGCCCUGCUAAGUUCAGGCUUAGAAGCUUAUUGCUAAAUGUAAACUUCACCAGAUUCCAUGAAAAGCUGGAUAGCUUUCUUUUCUGACGUCUGUUGUGGUUGCACCCCUCACAAAUGGCAGAACAGUAUGUAAAGCUGGUAACACCUCAGUUUCAGUGCACCAUGUGUUUGCUUUGUGAAGGUGAAGAAUAUGUUGCUUUAGAGAAAGAAAUUGGAUGCAAUUUUAUGCAACUUACUUUUAAAGACGAACAUAAUUAUUUAGCAGAGAAUAUUUUAAUAAAUGCAAAACAACAGCUGGACUGCUGUACAUCAAGAACUGAUUAACUGGAAAACAUAUGUUCCUUAUGUGUGAUCGAGAGCCAGUCAGAAAAGACUUCUUUUGUGUUCACCCUACACUUUUCCAUGUGGUAUACCUUGGAAAAAAAUUACCAUACCAUGGUUAUUUUUUUACCUUUUAUAAAAGAGCCUUUUAUAAAAAAGAGUUUACUCAUUUAGAAGAUAGGGAAAAUUAGUCUAAAAUUGAACUUCUUAGAUUCACACUCCCAAGUCACUUAAGGGAAGAUGAUUUGAUGGUGAGGAAAAUAAUGGACAAAGCCCAACAAUGAUCUCAGGAAUUAUAUUUUCCAACAGACCAAAAAAUGUUUUCAUGUAGCAGCAAUGCAGAUUUGGUGAAUAUUUAAUAUAUAUUUUGGUAUAUAUUUCACUUUAUGACUGACAAUUAAAAAAUUAUUUGACUGAAUAGUAAACACCUUUUGAAACCA